AUGAGGAAUCUUGGAGAGGACAUGAAAGAUAAAGAAAUCAUGGAGAAAAUAUUGUGCACACUCUCAGAAAAAUUCACAUACGUAGUGUGUUCAAUUGAAGAGUCAAGAGACAUUGACAGUCUCUCGUUUGAAUGCCCUAUCUCGGAAAAGCAAGUCAACUACGUUGAGUUUAAUGAAGAGGAGGAACUCGUUUUGAUAGCACAUGUGGAGAUACAAGGCGCAAAGAUGGAGGAUUUAUGGUUUCUUGACAGCGGAUGUAGCAAUCACAUGUCUGGGAUCAAAAAGUGGUUCUCAAAUUUGGAUGAAACUUUCAGGCACUCGGUGAACCUCGAGAAUGAUGCAAGGAUGAUGGUUCAUGGGAACGGCAACAUCAAACUUAAGAUAAAUUAUCUGAUUCAAAUAAUCAAGGAUGUGUUUUAUGUCACUGAUCUAAGCAACAAUCUUUUGAGCAUCAGACAAUUGCAAGAAAGAAAACUGAAGAUUGUAAUCAAAGAUAACACUUGCAAAAUUUAUCACUCAACUAAGGGACUCAUCAUGGACACACAAUGA
Messenger RNA from Cicer arietinum (chickpea), 549 nucleotides. The record is from RefSeq and is a predicted model, not a curated record. Lineage: Eukaryota; Viridiplantae; Streptophyta; Magnoliopsida; Fabales; Fabaceae.